This is a messenger RNA of Beauveria bassiana ARSEF 2860, 1353 nucleotides long. RefSeq lists its product as uncharacterized. The transcript is spliced from 2 exons. Bases 1 to 1353 code for a protein of 450 amino acids. NCBI's taxonomy places the organism in Eukaryota, Fungi, Ascomycota, Sordariomycetes, Hypocreales, Cordycipitaceae. The record is from RefSeq and is a predicted model, not a curated record.
AUGGACGACAUUGCCUCCAAGUCUCUGUCAGCAAAUUCUUCCGGCCACGACGCCGCCGUCGUACUUGCCACCCCAGAAUUUGCUAAGAGUUUUGAGAAUGUCGGUUUCAUGGAGAGUCUGGCCUCCCUCCUCGCCGGCAGCGGCCGCCCAGAUAAGUUCCACAUCCUAGGUGCUAUUGUGGACAACAUCGCGCCACAGCUGGGCAGCUACAAUAUCUCGCCAGGGAUAUCGGUUCUGAGGGGACAUCUCGACCAUAUGUUGCCGCAUCUGUGGCAGCCCGAGCCCCCGCGGUCAUCAGAAGAUAAGGAUGCAUUAUCAGCGCUGUCAUUUUCGCUAGGUGUGCCAAAAGUCACCCUGCCGCUGGCAAGGACUACUUUUCAGAACAACAGAACCUCAACGCUCCUAGCCUCGACUUUUGAUCUCUCUGGAAAUGGCUCUAGAAUGGAGAACCAGUUGGAGCGCUACACGCAGGAGGUUUUCGUCUCAGACAGUGAACUACCGCAGAAGAUGGGAGAUUUGGGGAUGUGGGCGCCGUUGGUGCCCGUGACGCCGCCCCGUCUGGUAGCAGCGAGCUUUGGUAACAUUGUCCGUGGUGUUGAAAUCGACGGCCAGGUGAUUCCGGCCUCAACGGAGCUAGAGGACGCCGUCAAUGCAUUUUACGGCAAGCGUGGCAACAGCGCUGUCAACACAGGGCCUGUAGGCAUCUGGGCACUCAUCACUCCCAAGAGCGACUCUGCGGACGCUGCAACGUCAUGGCUCAACGGCAGUCCGACAUCGCUGUCGGUUGAUACGAGUGAGUCUAGCAUGCAAAACCUCGUGAGAAAAACGGCAAAGUAUCUGCACAAAUCGCACCAGCGCGGCGCGAAAUUGCUCCAAGUCUUGAGUGGUGGCGGAGGUUGGGGUGCGAAAAAGGGCCUGCUCUCUCUUGACCCCCAACGAACACAUUUUUCCCUUUCUGAAGAGGAAGAGAUGCACCGCUUCACGCAGUCGAUGAGCGAAUCGACGUUUGCGCCGACCGGCUGCACAAUUCAGUUUCUUAUGGCGCUCGAUGAUGUGCCUGACAUGCCCGAGUACCUGCCCCCGAGUAUCGUGUUUGGCGUCCCCGGCACGCACCAGAAAUCGUCAACUCGGCCGGAGAAGCUUUUCAUGGGCGGCCACUUUGGCGCGCUGUCAAGCAAGGGUAUCUUUGUCACAGCACCCAACGAGCGCAAUGGGAUGGACCUUCCAGACGAGAGGAAGCUGUCGGUACCAAAUUCAAGGCUCUUCACAGCGGAUGACAUUGAUGAGCAGAUGGGCGGCUUUGGCAAGAUGCCGACGUUUGCGGAGGCGGGUCUCAUGGCGCUGCUGCUGUAG